This is a messenger RNA of Protopolystoma xenopodis, 270 nucleotides long. The record is from the annotation of a GenBank genome assembly. NCBI's taxonomy places the organism in Eukaryota, Metazoa, Platyhelminthes, Monogenea, Polystomatidea, Polystomatidae.
GUGCUAGCGCCCACGAUUCAACAGCCAGCUUGUCAACACCAACUAACCGAAGCUGCUCGCGAGGUCGCCUGGUCCGUAGAUGGUUUGGUCCAGGCUGCCCGGUUUGCAGGUCAGGAGGCCACUGUUACCAGACAGACGGUCGACGGACUUAUAGAGCCUUCGAUGGCAAUCGCCGUAGUCGAGACCGAGGAAGCUGCCACUGAGGUGCGCAAUGCGCUUGACCAGCUGCAUUCUCAUCUGAUCCGGGUGUACGUGCUCCGAAAGUCAUAG